Macrosteles quadrilineatus (aster leafhopper) is the source of this 1718-nucleotide messenger RNA. RefSeq names its product transmembrane protein 68-like. The record is from RefSeq and is a predicted model, not a curated record. Lineage: Eukaryota; Metazoa; Arthropoda; Insecta; Hemiptera; Cicadellidae. The transcript has 7 exons. Gene Ontology annotation, molecular function: acyltransferase activity. Gene Ontology annotation, cellular component: membrane. The coding region runs from base 131 to 1093 and encodes 320 amino acids.
CAUUAUAGUCCUAAUGUAUAAUUGGUUUUAAUUUGCGUAAAAAAUCGUAUUAAUGAGAAACGUGUAUAGUUAAUGUAAAUAAGACUCAAUAUUUUUCGGUGUUGUAUAAGUUAGCCUAUUACUGUUAAAAAUGUACAAGUUUUUCAGCAAUAUUCUUUACUACAUUGAGAAAUAUUGUGUGGAUUACAUUGAUGUGGACUACUCACUGUGGGUUUCCUGGCUACUUUUACCUCUGAUUGUCUCAUUUAUGCUUCCAUUGUUUAUUGUUUUACUUUUAUACAUGAAUGCAGUGAUACUGUACAUAUACAAACUCCAUAGGUACAGAUUAAGAGAUGCCUUUGAGACAGAUAUUUAUGACGGUGCAAGAAAACUUAUAGCUGCAAUUUGGGACGCACAUGGAUAUAUUUGGCAUGGUUAUGAGGUGAAAGGUCUUGAGAACAUUCCCGAGAGUACACCAGCAUUGUUCAUUUACUACCACGGUGCCAUUCCUAUAGACUUGUAUUAUUUUUUAUCAAGAGUAUAUCUACUUAAAAAUCGUCUAAUCCAUUCUGUUGGUGACAGAUUCCUGUUCAAAAUACCAGGUUGGGCCAUCAUUGCGGAAGCUCUCAAAGUGAUUCCAGGAACGAUACAGUCGUGUUCGGCCAUCCUCAAGGAGAACAAUCUCCUGGCCAUCUCUCCGGGCGGAGUGUACGAAGCUCAGUUCUCUGACUCGUACUACAGGCUCAUGUGGAAGAAGAGGCUAGGUUUUGCUCGGGUGGCACUUGAUGCCCAAGUCCCAAUAAUCCCCAUAUUCACCCAGAAUGUGCGGGAGUCAUUCAGAUCAGUCGGGUUCUUUCGCAGAGUUUGGCUCAAGCUGUACCAGUGGACCAAGUUUCCUCUGGUGCCCAUUUACGGCGGAUUCCCUGUGAAGCUGAGGACUCAUGUCGGAACUCCAAUCCCUUACGAUGGCUCACUGUCACCCGAGGACUUGGCAGUUAUUGUAGGAAGUGCUCUUGAGGAGCUUAUCGCCAACAACCAGAGAAUCCCAGGAAGUAUCCUGCGUGCAUUGAUGGAGAGGUUUUACGAACCAAAAAGCAGCGUGAAGAACAAAUGAUGCAAGGUUGUAUGAGUGUUGUAGAACACUUUGGACUAUAGAACACUUCAGGGUAGUUAGUUGUAUACCAAGCCAUGGUGAGGCAGGGAAGGCUACAUACAAUCAAAAUACGGUGUUCACUUAGUGUAUUAACGUUACAUUAAACUUACGACUUGAAAUCAUAACUCAAUGCUAUUGAGAAAAUCAGUACAAGUAUUUGAUUUAUUUUUAUUAGAUAUAUUUACGUUGUUGACACAAACAUGAUUCUCGUGAGAUAUGUUUUUUGGAUUUUUAAAUCUUUGGUUUAUGAUUUUGAGAUUUUAAUUUGACCUAAAACACUCAGCUGUGUUGCUAGUUGAACUUUGCUUUAUGUUUGGUUGUGAUUUAGUUUGGUUUUCUUAUGGAUCUCGAUAAGUGCUCCCAUGGAUUUUAUUUAAUUUCAUGAUGAAUGAUUUUAUUUAAAUAUUACUUAAGUUAAGGACUUCAGCGUUCCAUAACCUCUCUCUAUUAAAUGUUUAAGUAAAACUGAAUUUGGGUACGGUUUUAUUAUUUGAUGUGCUAUAGCACAAUUUUACUGUGUAGGGAAGGAAACUAAAGGAUUGUUAUGGAUGGAUAGGGAUGGUAAAAUCAUCCAGCAGAUACCUCA